AUGAAUGGUAUCAUCCAUAACUGUACCCAUAAGGAUGCGGGCGAGGAUGUAUCAUUCCGUCUUAGCGAGGAGGAAAUGUUCAUUCGCAUAUUCAACUACAUUGAGCAUUUGUUUGGAAAGAUUAAGCCCAAACAACUCUUCUUCAUGGCUAUUGAUGGUGUUGCGCCACGAGCCAAGAUGAACCAGCAACGUUCUCGACGUUUUAGGACUGCCCUAGAUGCUGAGAAGGCCCGUGAAAAGGCCAUCAAGGAAGGUGUUGAGAUUCCCAAAGAGGAACCGUUCGACAGCAACUGCAUCACCCCUGGAACGGAGUUCAUGGCAAAAUUAUCCCAGCAAUUAAGGUAUUUUGUCAACAAGAAGGUGUCCGAGGACACAGAUUGGCAGGGUUGUGAAAUUGUGCUAUCCGGCCACGAAGUUCCUGGCGAGGGAGAGCACAAGAUCAUGGAAUAUAUUCGAAAUGCUAAAGCUCAGCCGAACUACAACCAAAACGUCAGGCACUGUCUUUAUGGUCUUGAUGCUGAUCUGAUCAUGCUCGGUCUGCUCAGCCAUGACCCUCAUUUCUGUCUUCUCCGAGAAGAGGUUACAUUUGGACGGGCGUCAAAGACCAAGUCCAAAGAACUCGAGCACCAGAACUUCUAUCUGCUUCAUCUUUGCAUAGUGAGGGAGUAUUUGGAGAUGGAAUUUCAGGAGCUUCAAGAGGACGGGGCCCUGAGUUUUCCCUUUGAUCUGGAAAGAGUCAUUGAUGACUUUAUUUUGAUGGCGUUCUUCGUGGGAAACGAUUUCUUGCCCAACUUACCCAGUUUGCACAUUAAUGAAGGUGCUUUGGCGAAAAUGUUUAGAAUCUACAAAUCUAUCCUCCCAAAAUGCGAUGGAUACAUGAACGAGAAUGGAGUUAUCAAUAUGGAGCGACUACAGCGCCUCCUCGGCGAACUUUCCAAGACCGAAAUCGAUGCAUUCGAGAACGACGUAUCCGAUGAAAAAUGGUUCGCGUCGAAACAGAUGGAAAAGAAACUCGAAAACAAAAACGCCGAAGCGAAAGCGCCCAAAGGGGGUCAGCUGGUGAUCACCUCAGCGCAGCGCGAUUUAUGGAAACAAAAGAUUCGACCCUACAUUUCGAAACGCUCCGAACAACCUUUGGACCUCGGUACAAGUCUCAAGGCUGCUGAUCGUAAGUUUGUUCAGGAUUUGGCUGAUUCAAUGCACCUCCAGUGGUCCACUAAGGAGGACGAUGAGGGGCACCGUCAUCUGAUUGUAUCUUUCCCCCCGAAGGUCAAGGAUGAUGCCGACGACGACGAAGAGGAUGACGAUGACGAUGAGGAGGGCAAUCUAGCUGCCUACCGGGUAAUGAAGACGUACGACAAGGCAUUGGUGAUCGACUUGACUCCCGAAGAUGCUCAGAAGCAUUACGAGAAGCUCUACCAAGACAAGUACCAGGGUUGGAAGACAAAAUACUAUCUCCAGAAGUUUGAAGAGUGGGCACCUGACAAUUACGACAAGGAGCUUACAGCGCUUUGUGAGAACUACGUCCAGGGUCUUCAGUGGGUCUUGUACUACUACUAUCAAGGAAUUGCAUCAUGGCCUUGGUUCUACGGGUACCAUUAUGCACCUCUUAUCUCAGAUGUCGUCAAGGGUGUUGGUGCGGACCUCAACUUCAAAAAAGGCCAACCUUUUUUGCCGUACGAACAACUCAUGGGUGUGUUGCCGGACCGGAGUAAGAAGAUCGUCCCUAAGGUUUACCACGACCUGAUGACGAAUCCUGAUUCUCCAAUCAUUGACUUCUAUCCACGAGACUUCGAGCUGGACAUGAAUGGCAAGAAAAUGGACUGGGAAGCAGUUAUCAAGAUUCCCUUCAUCGACGAAAAGCGCUUAUUGGCCGCGAUGGCCCCCAAAAAUGAGUUGCUGGAACCUGAUGAGAAGGCUCGCAACGGGUUUGGCGUUCCUCUGAAGUUCACAUAUUCCCCUGAAGUCGAUUUUGUGUAUCCUUCACCACUACCUGGUGUUUUCCCUGAGAUCCAGAACUGUCGCUGUAUUGAGAAUAUCUUCGACCUUCCGGACAUGGAGGGACUUGAAUACUUGUCAGGCUUGACUAACGGUGCUUUGCUAAGCGUCGAUGCACUGGCCGGCUUCCCUUCGCUGCACACCCUUCCGUAUACCGCCCAACUCGUUGAAGGGUACGGUGUUAAUGUAUUCCAGGCUGACAGCAGAAACCCAAGCAUCUGUGUCACACUGACUGAAACCGAGAAUCGUACCAAGAUAGAAACUUGGAAGGCCAAAAUAGGCCAUCGAUGCUUCGUUGGAUACCCAUUCCUUCAGGAAGCCAAAGUCAUCAAGGUGCAAGACGAACUUUUCAGCUACGAAAUGGCCGAAAACGGCAAAGACAUUGUGACAAAGGACCACAAUAACAGGGAGGCUGCCGAUUGGGCCAAGGAAGCUGAUUACCUGGAGAACUGGCAUGCCAAACGCUUAGCAAUCACCAUCGGACAGGUUGAGUGUUUGGUAUAUGUCCAUAUGCUGAAGGGCCUCAUUCGUACGGAGGAGGGUGCCCUGAUUAAAGAGUAUGCCGAGAAUCCCAGCCUGAGAAGCACCUAUGCUGCGCAAACCAUUGUUGACGAGGUCGUUAACGAAGAUGAGCGCUUCAUUGAAAAAGAGGCGUUGCCAAUCGAGGAAGAAUUCCCUCGGGGUACUCGUGCAUUCUUCCUGGGCGAGUACGCAUACGGACGUCCCCUUGAAGUCGCUGCCCACGCCAAUAACAAGGCUGAGAUCGUUGUUUCGAUGCUGAAGAAUAAGGAACCGGACUUUGCGAAGCAAAUUAUCCACCAAGCAGAACGCUCCAACCCCUACACCCCUUCUUUUGCUGUUGCCAAGCAGUUGGGAAUCCAUCCUCUUGUCCUAAGCAAGAUUACGUCUUCGUAUCAAAUUAUCAAUUCUGCUGGACUUCGACUGAAUUUGGGACUGAAUUUGAAAUUUGAAGGACGAAAACUCAAGGUUUUGGGGUACUCAAGGAAGUCUCACACGGGUUGGGAAUUCAGUGGCAUGGCAAUCAAGUUGAUUGCUGACUACAUGGUUGCCUUCCCCGAUUUCUUUGCUGCCAUCCAGAGGGAACCUCAGAAGAGCGAGGUUCUCGAAACAGAUCUUUGGAAUGACCCCAGUGUUGCUUCGCAGAGAGUUAAGGAGAUUGUGGCCUGGCUCAAGAAGCAGGAGACCAGCAAGUUCGAGCGUGUUCCUUUAGAAGCUGAGCAACUCGACUCCGAGGUUGUCAAGGCCCUGGCUAAUGUCGGAGAACAAAUUCAUGCUGCUUCUCAAGAUAUUGAUAUCAAGAAACUGCGUGGCGUUCCUCGUUCAGCGCUUCUCAAGCCGUCAGAUGCUGAGAUGGUGCUCGGCAGCCAGAACUUUGCCCUGGGAGAUCGGGUAACUUACGUCUCUGCCGCUGGAAAAGUUCCUAUCGCGACUCGUGGAACUGUUGCUGGUAUCAGCCGCACAGCUACCGCUCUGCUUUUAGAUGUUGUCUGGGACACAUCGUUCAUGAGUGGCACCACGCUUAAUGAGAGAGCUCCAAUGUUCCGCGGACAGACUGUGGCAUCUUCUUCGGUCCUGAAUACCACGAACAAACAAGUAAUCUCAACCACAAGCAAGUCACAACAGCGACGACCAGUCAUUGCCGCCCAAGGUGGAUAUGCGAAUGUUGGCGUCACUCAGUAUAAGGAUGCUCCAGCACCUGGUCCGCUUCGCGGUGGGUGGCGCGGAGCCUUGAAUGGCUCCAACUCACCAGGACGCAACUCCCCUGGACGAGGACGAGGCAAUGGCGCUCGUGGAGGUGCCCCUAACCUCAUGCACAGCACCUUGGUUUACCGAAAUGGCCCUCCCGACGGCGCGACUCAAGGCCAGGACGCUAAUGGGCACGGAACUCGAGGUAGAGGAGGUCGUGGUCGCGCACGCGGUACACAUCAUAGUUCUCCAGGUCCUGAUGGGCACCGGGGGGUCGAGCCUCCGCAGGAACAGAGAUAUGGCAAUGUUCCACCACCAGCCAGCCUUGACUCACCUCGAGGCAGGGGCCGUGGACGUGGACGUGGUGGAAGAGGGCGAGGCGGGGCCAGCCGCGGACGAGGCAACGGAGGAGCUGCUGCUGAUGGAACCCAAGGCUAG
Messenger RNA from Fusarium oxysporum Fo47, 4143 nucleotides. Its product is annotated as XRN 5'-3' exonuclease N-terminus-domain-containing protein. Gene Ontology annotation, biological process: rRNA catabolic process; nuclear-transcribed mRNA catabolic process. Gene Ontology annotation, molecular function: RNA binding; 5'-3' RNA exonuclease activity. NCBI's taxonomy places the organism in Eukaryota, Fungi, Ascomycota, Sordariomycetes, Hypocreales, Nectriaceae. The transcript has 3 exons. The record is from RefSeq and is a predicted model, not a curated record. The coding region runs from base 1 to 4143 and encodes 1380 amino acids. Gene Ontology annotation, cellular component: nucleus.